Molecule: messenger RNA, 2337 nt
Organism: Ascochyta rabiei
Lineage: Eukaryota; Fungi; Ascomycota; Dothideomycetes; Pleosporales; Didymellaceae
Exons: 1
Coding region: 1-2337 (778 amino acids)
Cellular component (GO): cytoplasm
Source: RefSeq, a predicted model, not a curated record
AUGGUCAAAGCUGAUGCCACGCGAAAUUACUACGCCGACCUGAAAGUCGCCGCCAACGCCAACGAGAACGAGAUCCGCAAGGCCUUCCGCACGCUCGCCCUGCAGUACCACCCCGACCGCAACCCGGGGCACGAGGCAGAGUUUGUCGUCAAGUUCCAAGAGAUCCAGGCGGCCCACGAGGUUCUGUGCGAUCCCACGCAGCGGCAGAAGUACGACAACGAGAGGAGGAAGUAUCGCAGCCUGAACGUGCCCACGCACACACCGAACACACCACGGGCAAGACCGCCGCCACCGCCGCGCAACGCACACACCACCAGCACGCCGAGCGGCUCCUACUACCGCCCUCCGCCGCCCAAGCCCCAGCCCCAGCCCCAGCGCCCACCCCCACCACAGCACCACCAGACGUACAACAGCGGCCAAGACAGGUUCAAAAACUUCCGCCCGCCACCCACAGCCCAACGACCGCAGUCCGCGCAAAAGGGCGCGCAGGACAGUGCAAAUGUCUUUACAGCAUGGCAGAAGAUGAAGACGGGCGCGCGGGCUGAAGAGCCACGCCCGUACAACUCCACAAAUCCCAACAACCCCAACGGCACUCCGUUCGGGCGGAGUCAGAGUACCAGAGUGCCAUCUGGAAAGACUGGCUUCAAUCCAGGCACUCCAGGCGCAGAUGAGGGGCCGGCCAAGUCUGGUGGCUAUCGAUCAAGCUACGCUCGUCCGACUGCAACACCCCCCACACCUGCCGACUCGAGCUCACCCAACACCGAUGUUCCCUACUCGGAGGGUAACCGCAUACGGACACCAUACUAUUCCAAGGCUUCAGGCAUGCGAGAGGAGGGUAUUGGAAGAUCUGCCAGCAUGCGCAACUCACCGUCGCACUCGCACCAGCCAAGCUCCUCCAACGAUGCAGCAUCGCACUCAGAUUCAGGUCAAAGACAGCAGCGGAACUCCUAUAGUGGAAGGUCGACUAGAGAUCCUUUUCCCCAGAUGUACCCCGACUCGAGCGACGAGUCUGAAGCAGACGUCUUUCGAACGAGUACCGGGAACAAGCAACGAGCUCACCCGCCACGAAAAGCUCCACAUCCGCCUCCUCCUACUUGGGACCAGAAUACCUUUGCAACUCCGCCGUCAAAGCAUCAUGCUCCCCCCUCUGGGAACGUACCAAACAGCUUCAAGAGCAUGAGCGAGGAGAGCAUCAACAUGAAGUUUUCGCCUUCUGAUUGGCACGGCAAGUUUCAAGGCACCGCUGACUAUUUCGCACCCAGCGUGCAGCCGGCCGCCAAUGCCAGAGGGCCCCAGUCACCCACACGAGGGAGAACAGCGUCACAACGGACGACACCAACAUUUCCAUCAUCGGGAAACACGUUCAAAACACAGUUUGGCUACAUGCCUCCGCCGCCUCCCGGUCCACCUCCUCAGGCCAGCUUUGCUCCCCGUCCUGAGGCUAUGCCUCACACUGCAAAGUUCAGUCCGGAAGUGUGGAGUGAGACUUUCAAAGAGGCGAGUUGGGCAAUGCCGAGUGAGGUCUCUGACCGUAAGAACUCUGAAACUACCAAGCGGCCGAAAGCUGCCGCACGGAAGCCCUCUGUACCCAAGACGCAAGAACAGUCUGACAAGUCACGACCCAAAUACCAAGCAACUGCAGAGGAGCCAACAGGCGAGCCUGAUGAGAUGGAUAUUGAUUCAGACAGCCCACCAGCUACGAAUGCCAAUUCCUCCACUACAAGGCCCAAGACAGCACCAUCGUCGCCAAGAAAAGAAAAGACAAGGAGGACGGGCUCUGUACCACCGAAGAGUGCGCCUUAUCCUGCUCCUGCGACCGCGCCCUUUGCCCCAGGCUUGAACGGUCUCUCCGGUAUCGCAUCGGUUGAACCCUUCCUCCCAACCCAGAAUGGUGGUCUGUCGGAACUUGAUGCGCUCAAGGAUACCCUUCCGUUCCAAUCGCAGGCGUCGGCCACCCACCCUACGAAGCAGAACUCGGCUCGAGCCCUGAAACUACCUCCAGUACCCAUGGCCCCUCACGCUCCUCUCAAGCUCGAUCAAGCUACCACAGACGCAUACUUCAGUCACAUGGAAAGCUACGCCAGGGCCUUCAAUAGCUUCAGCAAGGGCAUCACCAAUCAUUUUGCCUCCCGAAGCGCAGAGCUCGAAGGCCUGGAAGAUCGGUUUAUUCACAAUCGCGGAGAAACAAGCAAGAAGCUUGGCUUUGCCAGCUAUCUCAACAGGAUGAAAGAAGACGAGGCGGUCAUGACGAUGUGGAAGAUUGCGCAGGAGAGACAUAUCCAAGCCUUGGAAAAAUGCGAGGAAGUCCGAAACAAGACAAUCAAGCUGUAUCAGUGA